CAGCCUCCUGCUCCAGAGCUAUAUAAGGGGCUGGGAUGGCUGGAGCCGUUGGAGCUCGCUGAGGACCCACAGCCAUCACAGAGGUCUGCCCGAGAUGAAGCUGUUCCUGGUCCUGGCACUUGCCCUGCUGGGGGCCGUCUCUGCUCACCAGCUCCCCUCAGAUGAGGGCGCCCCGGAGCAGGAGGUACCAGCCGAGCAGGGCGAGGAGGAGCCCGGGGAGCCGGAGCCACCAUGCCCCACAGAGAGCGAGAGCUUCAGGGUGAUAGUGCCUGGCCAGGAGGGCCGCACCUGUCGCUAUGUGUUUGUGAACCGUUGCCUGACAUUUCGGGGAGCCCAGCGCGUGUGUGCCCGUUGCUACCGCGGCCGCCUGGCCUCCAUCCACAACUAUGCAACCAACCGGCGCCUGAGACGCACGGUGCGUGCCCGCACCAACCGGGCCCAGGUGUGGAUCGGGGGCUACAUCUCCGGCAGG
Molecule: messenger RNA, 472 nt
Organism: Chrysemys picta bellii (western painted turtle)
Lineage: Eukaryota; Metazoa; Chordata; Testudines; Emydidae
Source: RefSeq, a predicted model, not a curated record